AUACAAAAAAGAAAAAAUGAAGUAGUGAAACUUAAAUUGGAUUUUGAAAUAGAACAAUUUCAACUGGCAAAUAAUAUUAAAUUUAAAGAAUUGGAGUUACAACAAAUGCAUUUACAACAAAAACAUCAUCUUCCAGAUAAUCCACUUGAGCAACUUUAUGCAUUCUCUAUUCUAAGGAUGGUGAUUGGUGUAUUUUUAUAUUUUUUAGAAAUAAUUGGAUUUCCUUUAACUAAAAGGAAUCUUGAUGCAAAUUGUGACGGUGAAUGGAUUCCUAUAAUUGUAAAUGUUGAUUUUACACUAGAAAAACCCAAAUCUGGUAUUUAUUUCAAACAACCAGAUUCAAAUAUUCCAAAUAAACCUAAUGAAUUUUAUGAACCAAAUGCAAAGAAUUCACCAAAGGAAUUAAAGUUAAAUAUUACUGGUGAAAAGGAAAAAACAUUUUUUGUUCCUACUUAA
This is a messenger RNA of Entrophospora sp. SA101, 456 nucleotides long. Lineage: Eukaryota; Fungi; Glomeromycota; Glomeromycetes; Entrophosporales; Entrophosporaceae. The record is from the annotation of a GenBank genome assembly.